AUGGCGAUGCAGCCAACAAAGAAGAAACGCCUGGCCAGCUUGCCGCAAGAUCUCAUCGAGCUGAUACUUGUGAGGCUUCCAGUGAGCGAUCUGCUGAGGUGCUGUGGUGUCUGCAAGCAGUGGGAUGGCAUCAUCCGGGAUCCGCAGUUCACCAUGGCACACCUCAGGCGUGCGCGGCCUCGCCCCCUUUUAUUUUUUCAACGAGGCCGGGCUUCAGGCAAGUCCUUCCCUAGCGAAGCAGUCCUCUUUGAUGAGGCCUGGUCGCCAUCGACGCGGGAUGUGCCCGUGAUUGAUCCUGACGAUUUCUUGUGCGCUUCGUGCAAUGGCCUUGUUUGCUUGUACUCGAGUAACUCAACCAUCAAGAUAGCCAACCUCGCUACCGGUGAAAGUAUGCACCUAGCCAAACCCGUCAAGUACGCGACGGAAUAUCAAUCUUCGUUCUACAGCUUUGGUUUCAGCCCAGCUACAAAUGAAUACAAGAUCGUGCACUUUCUUCCGGGCCAGAAGCUCCAUCCUGCUGGUGGUUCCUUCAGUGUCAUUCAAGUUUACACGCUAGGCGAUGACAAGUGGAGGGACGUCAGAACUCUAGAAGUUGUAAGCCUGUACUGUGUGAAACAAAGUGGAGUUGUCAAUGUUGACGGAGCAAUGUACUGGCUAACCCAUGACAAAGAAAGCAACUGGCGACGGGCCGUUAUAUCCUUUGAUCUCAGAGAUGAAUGUCUAGAAAUAAUACGGUUGCCCAAAGUUGAUUUUGCGGAUCCUGCAUUUGCUAAUCCGUUCUGUUACUGGAUCACCGAGAUAGAUUCCAAGGUGUCUGUGGCUGCUGUUCAAGCCAGAAGAGAUUCCGUGCUCGCAAGGAAGCUGCAUAUCUGGACACUUGACAACAAGGUAGAGAAAAGCUGGACCCAGAAGUAUAGUAUUGAGUUACCAGCACUUAGCGUUCUUGGACCGCAUUUCAUCUACGAGGAUAAGAUUAUCAUGCAUAGUCGUAAUGGUGGCAUAUAUUGCCAUGAAUUGACAAGCCAGCGAUUUACGAUUGACGAUACCAAGUUGGUGAAGCUGUUAGAUUCCAGCCCCCGCAGCUACGAGAAUACGCAAUCCUAUAUGUGUGUGAAGUCACUUGUUCGGUUGGAUGCAUACAAGAAGGCCGGUAUGGUGCGCACGCGAAAGAGAAAAGAGGGUUGGAAAUUGAAGAAGUGGGAGGCGUGGGAACAUGACCGUUCUAAGAUAGAGGAGCUGUGGAGAUCAGGCCAUCGGAUUCAGCAAAGGAUGCAUGAAAUGGCACAUGUGAUCGGCGCAGCCAUCAGUCUGAACUUGCCUGCCCCACCAGAUCAGCAGGAUAGCCCCCACCGACGGCUUAAUUGGGUGCGGGUGACGGACAUGCUGGAGUCUCAUGUUGAUAGUUUGGAUGCUCCAUGGAAGGUCUUAGUCCAGGCAGCUGACGCCUUCAGUAGUGAGACCAAGAAGAUGAUCCCAGCGGCAGACCAGGCAAAGCAGAGAAAUGAAGAGGAGAGCGAGGCUGGCCCAUCAAGGCCAAAGCGGAAGAGGAAGCCCAGCUCCAGAUUUGAUUCGUCGACGUGGACAACCUGA
Molecule: messenger RNA, 1590 nt
Organism: Triticum turgidum subsp. durum (durum wheat)
Lineage: Eukaryota; Viridiplantae; Streptophyta; Magnoliopsida; Poales; Poaceae
Source: the annotation of a GenBank genome assembly